This is a messenger RNA of Penicillium concentricum, 1197 nucleotides long. Its product is annotated as RNA-binding protein. Gene Ontology annotation, cellular component: mRNA cleavage and polyadenylation specificity factor complex. The record is from RefSeq and is a predicted model, not a curated record. Gene Ontology annotation, molecular function: mRNA binding. Gene Ontology annotation, biological process: mRNA alternative polyadenylation. Lineage: Eukaryota; Fungi; Ascomycota; Eurotiomycetes; Eurotiales; Aspergillaceae. The transcript is spliced from 3 exons. The coding region runs from base 1 to 1197 and encodes 398 amino acids.
AUGGCUACCGACGACGAUAACUUCGAUAUUGACAUCUACGGUGACGGCACUUACAAUGCCAAUCUGGAGGAUUCCGAGCUCGUUCUCGACGCGCCCGAGAAUCAGCCUGAUUCCAGCACCGGAUCAUCCAACACCGCCAAGCAGGAGACCACUGCUCCCACUCAGAACCAGCAGCAGAACAACAAUGGAGCUCCAUCGGCCCCUCAGCAGCAAACUCCCCACAGUCUGCCUGCCCCUCCCCAGGGAGUCAAGCGAAAGGAAUACGAGGACCAAUCGGUGGAUCCCGAUGCCACAACUGCGUUGCUGAUCUCGGAUCUAUCCUGGUGGACAACCGACGAUGACAUUCGCGGCUGGGUCAACCAGGCCGGCGUUGAGGAUCAGUUGAAGGAUGUGACCUUCAGCGAGCAUAAAGUCAAUGGCAAGAGCAAGGGUCAAGCAUUUGUCGAGUUCAGCACCGCACAGGCAGCGACCGCGACCAAGCACAGUAUCGAAAGAAAUGGUGGUCCCACGCGCAAACACACUGUGCACUACACCACCCCACACCAGAACCCGUUUAAGACUCUCCCCAAGGAUACACCGAUGCGCAAUGCUGGCGGUCGCGGUGGCGGCGCAGCCCACAACCCUGGCAGCAACCCCAACUACGGCAUGAACAACCACACUGGUGGCGGAUUCCGCGGCCGCGGCGGCUUCAACAACCGCGGCAUGGGUGGGAACAUGAACAACAACUUUAACAACCGCGGUAACUUCAACCCCAUGGGUGGAUUCCAAGGUGGUGGCGCGCCCAACCCCAUGAUGGGUGGCUUCCAGGGCGCCCCGAUGGGCGGCAUGCAGAACUACGGGUUCAACAACCGCGGCAACAUGAUGGGUGGUGGCAUGCGUGGUGGAGCUGGUAUGCGCGGCGGUCGUGGUGGAAACGCUAUGGGCGGUGGCCCCAACAUGAUGGGUAUGCCAACUAUGACUCCCCCCAUGGGUGGCAUGGGCAUGAACCCGAUGGCUGGUAUGAACCCCAUGAUGGGCGGCGGCAUGGCAGGUGGUAUGGGAGGCAACAUGCCGAUGCAAGGGCAACAAGGUUUCCAAGGCCCCAACCCCGGAUUUAAUCAGGGCUACUACAACCCUAACAACCCCAACAAUCAGAACGCUGGUUCCGAAGGUGGUUCCUGGAACCCCCACGGUGCGAAGCGCAGCCGCCAAGACUAA